Messenger RNA from Aphanomyces astaci, 912 nucleotides. RefSeq lists its product as hypothetical. The record is from RefSeq and is a predicted model, not a curated record. NCBI's taxonomy places the organism in Eukaryota, Oomycota, Saprolegniomycetes, Saprolegniales, Verrucalvaceae. Gene Ontology annotation, molecular function: methyltransferase activity. Gene Ontology annotation, cellular component: cytoplasm. Gene Ontology annotation, biological process: N-terminal protein amino acid methylation. The transcript is spliced from 5 exons. Bases 25 to 846 code for a protein of 273 amino acids.
UCGGGAUUGGAUUGAUCGAUUGCAAUGCCAAUCAAUUGGGCCGAGCUCCGCCGCAUCUCCGUCGUUGUGCAACGGGACUUGGAUGCAAAUGGGCUAGACGAACAUGAGGACUACGAGAGCGUCUUGGCCAUGUGGGAAGCCGAGUUGGCCGACGCGAAGGGGUCCGACACAACUGCUGCUCCGGCCGGAUGGUAUACCAGCGGUGCCAAGUACUGGGAGGACGAAAGCAAUUGCCCACCCACCGACGAUGGUGUGUUGGGAGGUUAUGGACGCAUUUCACCUGCCGACGUGGAAGGCUCGGCUUCGUUUUUGGAUCGGAUUCAAACCCUUCGACCUACCAUGAAGCGCAAUUUGGCCAUCGACUGUGGUUGCGGCGUCGGGCGUGUGGUGAAGCACUUGCUGCUGCCGCGUUAUGACUCGGUGGAUUGUUUGGAACAAAGCCAGCGUCUCCUAAACACUGUGCCCAGCUACAUUGGACGUUCCAGUGACACGUCGCGCAUCCGCAAUUUGUACUGCAUGGGCAUGCAGGACUUUCAGCCCGAACCGCACGCGUACGACCUCAUUUGGUGCCAGUGGGUGCUGGGUCACUUGACCGAUAGCGACUUUGUGGCAUUUCUAAAGCGCUGCCAAAAGGCGCUUGCCCCCGAUGGAGUGAUUUGCAUCAAGGAGAACGCAAUCAACGAAGGGGUGCCGUACUACGUAGACAAAGACGAUAGCAGUUUGGGCAGGUCGUCGGUAUACUACAAGAGCAUCUUUCGCCAAGCGGGACUGACGCUCUUGGCGGAAACCGAGCAGUCUGAUUUCCCCGACGAGCUGUAUCCUGUAAUUACGUACGCCUUGUAUUAACGUUACAUAGCGCUACGUCUUUUCUCUUUAACCCUACCACUUCUGAAGCUUAUAAUCGCGUUUGAC